Molecule: messenger RNA, 2022 nt
Organism: Tachyglossus aculeatus (Australian echidna)
Lineage: Eukaryota; Metazoa; Chordata; Mammalia; Monotremata; Tachyglossidae
Gene: TSPEAR
Product: thrombospondin type laminin G domain and EAR repeats
Exons: 12
Coding region: 1-2022 (673 amino acids)
Biological process (GO): signal transduction
Source: RefSeq, a predicted model, not a curated record
AUGUCUGCUCUGCUGCGGAUUUGUGCCGUGCUUCUGCACUUGGGAAUCCCCAGCUGCACUGCCAGAGGAUGGACGUCAUGGGAACACUGCACAGAUCUACGUCCUUUAGACAUUCUGUCGGAAGUGAUCCCUUCUAAUGGAAGAACAACUGGAAUAAGGAUGAUCCAGGCCCAGGGAGCCCGCGGAUUCCAGUUCUCGGCAUCCACUCCCCAAAUCCUCAGCUUUCCCGCCUCGCGGAUUUUCCUCAACUGUGACCUCUUCCCUGAGGAAUUUUCCAUCGUUGUCACCUUGAAAGCUGUGAAACCUCUGCCCAAGAAAAAUGAAUACAUCUUUACUGUGAUUGAAGAGCAGAGCAACAUGCUGAUGCUAGGACUCCGGUACUCUCGAAAUAAAUUCCACUUCCUUUUCUGGAGCAAAGAAAAUUCCGGUGGUUGGCAGACUCGGGUCACUUUCCGUGACAUUACCGUGAUGGACAACCAGUGGCACACGCUGAUUUUGGCCGUGUCCGGAGGGUCCUUUUCUCUCACUGUGGACUGCAGCUUACCCACAGACAUGGUUAUUGAUACACCCUUCCCGAUGACACUGUCUAUGAAAGGAUCCAGGUUUUUCAUUGGAAGCAGGAGACGAAAGAAAGGCUCCUUUACUGGGUUGUUAAGACAAGUGGUUCUGUUGCCAGGCUCUGAUGCUACCUCAAGAAUGUGUCCUAGCAUGAAUGCUAAGCUGGCUGUGCUCUCCAUCCCUGCAAUUCUACAAGAUCUCCCAAGGAUACAGGAGGACAAUGAGGUGCUAAAAUAUCCUUAUGAAGCUGAUAUGAAAGUAACCCUUGGAUCCCGCCCUCACUGCACCAAAAUGGAAAGUGCCCAAUUUUGGUUUGAUGUUUCUCACAAGGGGCUAUAUUUUUGUGAUGGAAAUGAGUGGAUUGCCAUGAUAGAAGCCAAAGAGAAGUUGGACUAUGUGGAAGAAUAUCAGAACCUGGUCACUAACUCUGAAACCAUGGGCAUUGAGGUCUUCAUCAUUCCCAAGGUGGGGCUUUUUGCUGCCACAGCCAAUCGACUCACUAGUUCAGCCAUCUAUAAAUGGACUGAUGGAAAGUUUAUUUCUUAUCAAAACAUCCCCACCCACCAAGCCCAGUCUUGGAGAUACUUCACUAUAGGAAAAAAGAUCUUCCUGGCAGUGGCUAAUUUGGAGCAGAAUCUAAAAGGUCAGGAGUUCUCGGUAAUUUACAAGUGGAGUCACAGAAAGCUGAAGUUCAUCACCUACCAGAGGAUCAAUACCCACAGCGCUAGAGAUUGGGAGGCAUUUGAAAUUGAGGGAGAGUUCUUUUUGGCUGUCGCAAAUCACCGAGAAGGAGAUAACCAUAAUAUCAAUAGUGUCAUCUACAAAUGGAACCCAAGAACUGGGCUUUUUGAAGCUAAUCAAACCAUUGCUACCUCAGGAGCUUAUGACUGGGAAUUUUUUACUGUUGGACCAUACUCAUUUCUGGUUGUUGCUAAUACAUUUAAUGGCACAUCCACUAAGGUCUACUCUCACGUGUACAUCUGGCUCAUUGGAUCCUUUCAGCUUUUCCAGUCAUUUUUGACUUUUGGUGCUGUGGACUGGGAAGUCUUCUACAUUGGAGACAGAAUCUUUCUGGCCGUGGCCAACAGCCACAGUUAUGACAGUGAAACUCCAAUACAAAAUAACUCCUAUGCCAUCAACUCAGUCAUCUAUGAGCUCAACAUCACUGCUCAGAUGUUUGUCAAAUUUCAGGAUAUUCUCACCUACAGUGCUCUGGACUGGGAAUUUUUCUCAAUUGGAGAAGACUAUUUUCUGGUGGUAGCCAACUCCUUUGAUGGUGAUUCCUUCUUUGUGAACAGUAUUAUAUACAGGUGGCAAGGUUACGAAGGCUUUGUAGCAGUUCACAGCCUUCCAACGUUUGGAUGUAGGGAUUGGGAGGCUUUCAACACAACCACAGGCUAUUACCUCAUGUACUCCAGUGCCAAGGAACCGCUCUCUAAGGUUCUGAGACUGAAAACUGUUUGA